Mercurialis annua (annual mercury) is the source of this 841-nucleotide messenger RNA. Its product is annotated as co-chaperone protein p23-2. Gene Ontology annotation, biological process: protein folding; chaperone-mediated protein complex assembly. The record is from RefSeq and is a predicted model, not a curated record. The transcript has 6 exons. Gene Ontology annotation, molecular function: Hsp90 protein binding; protein-folding chaperone binding. NCBI's taxonomy places the organism in Eukaryota, Viridiplantae, Streptophyta, Magnoliopsida, Malpighiales, Euphorbiaceae. Gene Ontology annotation, cellular component: cytosol; nucleus. Bases 162 to 614 code for a protein of 150 amino acids.
AUGGCAUAAUGAUAAAAUUAAAGCUCAGCAUCAUAAAAUACUCACAGACCUUCUCACUGUAGGGUUUCUCAUCUUCCAUUGCUUCCCUACUUAUAUCUCCCCCAUCGUAUUUAAUACGACAUCGUUUCUAAAAUCAUCAAUCAAUCAUCUUCACUGGAACAAUGAGUCGCCACCCAGAAGUUCUUUGGGCUCAGAGAUCUAACAAAGUGUAUCUAACAAUUGCAUUACCUGAUGCUAAAAAUGUAUCCGUUAAAUGUGAGGCAGACGGUUUAUUCAGUUUCUCUGCAGUUGGGAUUCAUGGAGAAUCUUUUGAUUUCACUUUGCAACUCUACGGACCUGUUAAUUCUGAGAAAUGUAGAAGUAGAAUUGGGUUGAGAAAUAUAAUAUGUUCUGUUCGGAAGCAAGAUAAAGGUUGGUGGAAAAGAUUGCUGAAGACUGAAGAAAAACCGGCUCCUUAUAUUAAGGUUGAUUGGAAUAAAUGGUGUGAUGAGGAUGAUGAAGAGUCUGAUGCUGAUUUUGCUUCAGAGGAUGACAAUGAUGAGUACGAUGAAGACGAUGAAAGCAGUGAUGAUGAUGGAAUGCUUUAUCUUCCUGAUCUAGAGAAGGCCAGGUGAAAUUGAUGAAGACUACCAAGGAAUAACAUAAAAAUGCCGUCGUUGCAUGUCGUUGCAUAAAUUUAGGCCGCUUUAGAUUAACAUUUUCCAGAUAUUGCAAUAACUUAAUGUUGUAUAUAUUGGCGUUUCAGCCCUUGCUUCGGUGCUGAUAUUAUGAAACUGAUGUUAUGGAAGAUUGUAUGACAUUUUACCAACAGCAAAAAACCAUUAAUAGCUGUCUCUCUUAA